Messenger RNA from Rhopilema esculentum, 7028 nucleotides. Its product is annotated as deoxycytidylate deaminase. NCBI's taxonomy places the organism in Eukaryota, Metazoa, Cnidaria, Scyphozoa, Rhizostomeae, Rhizostomatidae. Gene Ontology annotation, cellular component: cytoplasm. The record is from RefSeq and is a predicted model, not a curated record. Gene Ontology annotation, molecular function: dCMP deaminase activity; zinc ion binding.
GAUCGAGACUCAAUUUGGCGGGAAAGUUUCCUAGGGAGCUUGCACUUGUAAAAUAUGGCUUUCUCUGCCGGUGAAGAAAAGCUGCCUGUUGACGACACUUACUCAGAGAUGAAAGAGAAUGAAGUAUCAAAUGAUUUAUCCCGCAAAAGAACUGAUUACAUAGAAUGGCCGGAUUAUUUUAUGGCUAUAGCCUUUCUAUCCUCGCAGCGAAGCAAAGACCCUUCGUCUCAAGUAGGGGCCUGCAUCGUAAACGAAGAAAAGAAAAUUGUUGGCAUCGGUUAUAAUGGGAUGCCGAUUGGUUGCGAUGACGAUCUGAUGCCAUGGAACAGGGAAGGGGAGUCAAUUCUGGAAACAAAACAUGCUUAUGUUUGUCAUGCUGAAAUGAAUGCCAUCUUAAACAAGAAUUCUGCAGAUGUAAAGAACUGCACAAUUUAUGUUGCUCUCUUUCCCUGCAAUGAAUGCGCAAAGUUGAUAAUUCAAUCAGGCAUUAAGGAAGUAGUUUACUAUAGUGAUAAGUACAAAGAACGCCUUGAAAUGCAGGCAGCAAAGAGAAUGUUUGACAUGGCAAAAAUAAAAUACAGGCAACAUAUACCAAAACAGAACAAAAUCACAAUUGACUUUCAGUUAAUCAACAAAAACAAGCCAAAACCAAGCGGAAUGCGAAAGCUUGCCUUCAGUCCUUGAAAACUUUUUAAAGGAUGUUUUGUAUAUUGGUAGCAUAACUGAUUUAUCUAAGUAAUACUGUAGCUCUAAAUUUAUUAAUUCGUGUCAACUUAUUUUCUAUAGAUUUUUCAAAAGUACUUUGUAAAAGGCAUGAGAAAAAUUAAGUAAAGUUGUAGGUAAUGCGUCAUUACACUAAGUAUGGUGGAAGUUAAUUAGGAUUAAUGAAAGAAUUGCCAUUUCUUUUAAGGUGUCAUUUUCGUUACUAGUCAUGUUCUGUUGAUUUUGCAAAUCAAAGUUUUGUUUAAAAUACCAAAAAGAUUUAUUAAAAGAGCCUAAUAAAAUUUAUACUAAUUUUCAAACUAGGCCUAUUUAUUAAGAUGGAUGUCAUGAUAGUAAUCAUAUUUUUAAGAGUUCCCUUGAGCUAUAAAAGUGAAAAAUGGUCUGUUUGAGUUAUUUUCAAGAAAUGUGACUUAAACACAUUGAUCAUGAAAUUGGAUGGAUAAAUCAUUCUAAUGAUUUUCUUUUAUUUAUUUAUAUACUAUUGUUGAUAUUUUAAAAAGUACUUUCAGAAAAAAUAUAAAUACCGUUUUUAUUUUUUGAUAAUUCUUCAUAUUUCUUCCUAUUUAUGUGUUCUUCAACAAUCUGAUGAAUUUUAGAAAAGGCCCCAGCUAAGCUGCAAUUUAACUGUACUGUUUGCAAAUGAAUAUGAUAUCUUACUGUUUUGGAUGUAGCUCUAAACAGGCCUCUGUUUCAAUACAUUAUCAUGAAAAUGAGAUUUAGAAACUUUCAAAGCAAACACAUUGAAACAAAGCUUUCAGCUUACCUACAAAGAUGGCCUGGCAAAAUUGUUAUUGAAUAUUUUUCUAAAUCAAACCCCUGAUUUCCUGCCUGAUUACAGUUUAACAGUCUCAAAAAGAAUCAUCUAAGACAAUAAAACAGUAGGUUUCACAUAAGUUAUCAAAGUUGUUAUUUCAGAGGCACAAUUUGCUAUACAAUCUUCUAUACUAGGACUGCUUUCUAAGGACUAGCCAAAAUGGUUAAUAUCAAAACAAAGCUAAUUUUUUGGUAAAUGAAGCAGUAUCAGAAAAGUUUUAUGAUAGCCAACACUAAUACAUGAUUGUUCUUUACUUUGAGUUCCGUUGGUUUUAGUGAGUUCCAAACUCUUUUAUUCAUCUUUUCUUCUUUUGCCUUCACUUCGCCUAUCAAAAAGGGAGGAUGAAAUGGAGAUUUAUGGAGAAACCUCAAAACCUUUCCUUGUUUGCACUUCAAAAUUAUAGCAAUAAAUAUAUGACAUUGAUGUUAAAAUAAUAUGUUUGGUUUUCUACAGGGCUAUCAAUAUUUGCAUUUGUCAUAGACAAUAUAAACAAGAAUAAAAAAUAAAGAAUAUAAAAAUUCAAAUUCUGUCAACUUUUAACAAUUCAUUAAAAAGGGGUUAUUCUUUAAAACCUUAACUUAGCUGAAAUUUAGUUCCCUGACAAGUAUUGAAUCACGAAUAGAUGAGAUGUUUUGUGAUUCUUAGAUUGUAUUCUAUACAUGUUACUGGUAAAAAUCUAGAUAAAAGCUUACCCAGGAUCUGCAUUCUUUCUCUUUGAUAUUAUCUGUUGAAAAAAUAGUUACUCAUUUAAUCAUCCCAACCAAAAAGGACACAUCCUAAUGAAUAAGCUGUUGAUGAAAAAUUGGCCCAAUUAACAAAGAAAUAAAAAAGGAAAGUAAUCAUCACAAGAAUCAAAAUAAUGCAAGUGUAAGCAAGGCUUUUGCUACAAAAACUAAAUUUUAUUUUGUCUUAUGAUCCUCCACCUCCCUAACUUAUCUAUCACCAAAUAUAUCAGAUGGUCUACUUCAUUAAUCAAUUUUAUUUUAGAAAUAAGACAGACAGUUACUGUCAAAUUCAUUGCAAAUGUUGUUGCCUACGAAUGAGUACUUAGAGUCAGUGGUGCCAUGGAGGGGCGGGGGCUUAUCUCCGCUUUUUAAAACUAAGAAGGAUUUUGGGGGGUAACCCCUAUUUCUUAGCAAACCAGUAUAUGUUUUGUUUAGUGAAUUCCUUACUUGGCAAUGUGAACUAAUCCUUUACUAUGAGCAAUUUAAAUUGGCCAUUCAGAUUUUGUGAAUAUUUUGAAUGAUUUCAUAUACACAAUACAAAAUCUUUACCACAAAUGCAAGUAUAUAGGGUGUGGUCAUGGGUGUGGUCAUCGGCAUGGCCUCUAGACGUUCCCUACAGCAUACCCCAUCUUCCCAUUUUUAGGACGGCACCCCUGCUUAGAGUGAAAGAAGCCCUCUUAAUUGUUGGUUUCCUCAUUGGCUUUAUAGUUGUUUUCCGUAAAACAUACCUGUGCAGUAAAACAUAUCUUUUAGUUCCGCACAAUUUUGCUAACAGAUCGAUUAGUGUGUGCAAAUGUACAUCAAACAUCUUUAGUAUAUCAACACAGGUGGUUCAAGUAAGCACUGGCUGAAUAAGCAGUGCAAGAAAGUGUCAAGAGAGGUCAUUCAUAUUGUAAGUAACAGUUUAAAGAGAAUUUUCACACACAAGAAUUCGAUUUCAGAGGAGAACGCUGAUCUUAAAAGCAACAUAGCAAGCGCGCUCGACCUGGACAGAAAAGUGGGGGUCACUGUUGUUCAAGAUUAUGCAUUACAAAAGCAUAUUGAAUCUGCUGGCAAGAUGUUUGAAACACAAACAUUUGAUUCAAACAGGAAAGAAAGACUUAGCGUUUCACGUUGUAUAAUGAUCUUGGUGGUGAAUAAUGAUUCUUUUUAUAACUUAUGAAGAAAUCCGUAUAUUUUAAAAUAUGCCAACAUUUCUUCCGUCUGCUUUAUUCCACACGAACUUGCCUCUUUCUGCGACCAAAAGUGUAAUAUUUUUUGAAGAGCGAACAUCACAGAUCGCUUGUCUUUGGAAUUCCUGAGGUGACCUCCAAAUCUAUAGUAAUUUGAGCGCUUUUUAGAAUCACCCUAGAUUUAAUGUAUGGGCAGGCAGUUUUAACGGUUCCACGUCAAGAAGAUUUUAGAUUAAACGGAAAAGAGGCGUUAUAAAAAAUUAUCCUGAUACAUGUGGACGUGGCCAGCAUAUCACGUCUAGGGCAUCGGACUGCCUUAAGCAAAAUAUCGUUUCCUAAGCUUUUACAGAUACCACUUACACGUAGUAAUCUGUACCGCCUCUUAAUCCGUGUUUUGAUCUUUAGCAAUAAUAACCGCUUGCGUCCACUUUCAACUCACUCAAGAAGGAUAAGGAGGCCUAAAGCAGCGACAUUUUUGUUAUGCAUCUUGCAAGCAGGGGGCGACUUGACGCAGAUAUACUUUUGACGUAAUUACAUCAAAACUUCCCUUUUAUGCUAAUACGUCUUAAAUGCCGAUAGGUAUGAUGUAAGAGUUUUGCAAUACAGUUCGUGCAACGAAGUCUGAAGUCAUUCUAUAAUAAGAUUAUCAAAAAGUUAAUCAAAUCAAUUACUACGAAGUGUGUUUGAAAGCGGGCUUAGCGGGAGAGACAUAAAACUUGAUAAAGCUUAUUGCAUGAACAGAAUUUUUAUUGUACUACCUAGCAAUUUCAAUGCUCUUGGAAAAAAUUCGUCGAAAACCUUGCCUAAACACAAUUAUCCUUAACGCGGAGAAUAUUAUUUACCAUACAUGGAGUGUGACACUAAAGUAAAAACGAACUUCAUUAAACAGCUCCAAACCUCUUCCCCAAAAUCUAAUUCAUAAAUGUCACAUAAUCUAGGUUCUAUUUUCUAGGGGGAAAUGAUUACGUGCAAUCACGGGCAAGUGAAUGACCAGGUUAAGAGAAAAAACCCAAACUCUCCAGUCAUUUAAAACACCAAACCUUUAAAAAUAUGGCAAGAUUUUUUUUAAAUUCAUUGACCUUACUCAAGGAACCUCGCUUCACCAAAAGGUCGGCUAUGUGUCUUUAUCACACUUCGUAUACACACUACUGUAGCUGAAACAUUGUCCUUUUGAAAAGUCUCUUAAAUAGAAUUUUGUUGAACAACAAGUUGACAACAGGCUUGCCAUUUGUCCUGUCGUGGGAUGGCCACCAGUGCUUGGUACCUCUAUUGUCAUUAUUGAUUUCAUAGGACAGGUAUGAUUUUUCCAACAACCUAUAUUUAUGACCAACUGAAAGUAUCUGGUAGGCUGGCUAUCUGCAUGGCGACUAACUGAACUGAUUAAUCAAUAGAAUAGAGUUACUCAGGCGGAAAAACCCUCAUUCGUAGCAAAUUCAAACCCAGAAUAAAGGUUGGGCUUUAACGGCGCAGUUUACAACCAUGAUAAACGCUGAACGUCCAUAGACACGGGAACCAACUAAUACCUUAGCGUCUGAAAAUGAACAGGAAUUAAAAAAAUCAGCUUAAAUGAUUUUAAUCACCAUCUCGCAGACGUCAAAAACUGCAAAAUCUUCUUACCUGACUUAUCUGCUGCCACUCUCUAUCAAGUUUUUGCUUUUCAGUCAUGUGACCACCCUUUGUUCUUGUUUUCCUUCCAUCAGACAUCUUUAUACCAAAUUGAAACGCAGCCCUGCAACAUAGAAAUCGUCAGCUACUUCAUCGAAUCAUUAAUCUGUAAAUCUGUGGUUAUACAGAGAUUCGCUAUUUCAGAAUUCCGGUUAGAAGUCACGCAGGGUCAGUUUCCGGAGCAAAAUACCGUGCAAAGGUGGGUAAGCGUAAACUAUUUCAAUAUAAAAAUAUUCAGAGCCCACAAAGCCUCAACUGGCGUGGCUUAAUAAAUGUAAACAAGGCGACAUAUAUUUCACAUUUAUAUUUGAAAAGAAAACACCUGUUUUACAAGAAUCUAAUAAAAUUGCUCGAUGCCGUGAAGACGGAGCUGCAAACUCGGCUUUUCGAUUAAGAACGGUCCUGUUCUACGUGCCAAAGCGUACACAGAAUUUUACAUGAAGAACAUUAGGUUUUAUGGCUCCUCCUCCUUGUACAUAGCUCCAAAGCAGAACCCUACUCAAUUGGUAGGCACAUACCUAUUAUCACCAGUCAAAUCCUUGCAUCAAUAAUCUAGCCAAAACAGUUGAACAAGCAAACAUUUGACAUGAUAUGUUUACAUAAGAAUGAAGAGCGAUUGAUUCUUCAUAAUUACAAACUUCAAAAUUAUUUUUUUUGCAUUCCUAGCGUCCUAUAGUUCUAUUAUGCCUGCAGGCAAGCGUGUGUCUGUACAAGACCUCUGGCUAACCACAUUCACACCUUUUCAGCAACCUUGAGAAUGCAUAAUGCGUAGCAUUAGCUAAUUAGAGCAACCAAACGUCUGAAUGAGCACAGACCCUGCCACAACAAAUGCUUUAUGGCCUAUUUAAAUAAUCAACAGUACCCAAUAGUCGCCCCUCAAGAACACCACUCUGCCAAUUAAUCAGGUACAAAUAGAAGCAUAAAAGUUGCUGUCUAAAACAUAUCUUCAUAUUCACUUAUAUCACAUAUUCAAAUGUAACACUGGGUAGGCACUGGGCAACUUGAAAUAUUUACAAAUCUAAAAAGGACAAAACAUUAUUAAUUAACAGGGCUACGUCCAGUUAGGUAAUUGAUAUUUCCUCUUUUUCAACUCGUUUGGGGACUUUCACCCGGGAGGGCUGUUCCACUAAUGCAAAAUUUCUUCGGACCACGCCCUUCGGAACAUCGCAAAAAACGUCUUUUGCAAACGUUAUUUUAGAAAGAUGUGAUAAUAUUACAUGAGCCCCACCAAACAGACAAAUCAAAAAUCAAAAUCUCUGGAAAUGACUGAACAAUACAGAAGAUGGAAUCAAUACGCACUUCGGUAACGCCUCUCUCGAUUCCAUGUAUUUGUUAUAUUCCUCUUCGUUGUCGAAAUCCCAUCUGCCAACCGGACCUUUCUUGUUGCCCUGCAAUCAUUUAAAGCGAUAAUUAAAGAUUGAAACACAUGGUGAGCAUUUCUAUUAAAUAUCUUUUAUAAAGUGUUCAAAAAUCCGUCGGCAUUGCGAUCUGCCAUUUUUCUUACUGAGAAAAACAUUUGACUGAACAAGGAAAAUCUAGGUAGAUGUUUUUGGAAACUUACCAGGUCCAUUUUGGUGUAAUCUGCCUCAUCGUCAGUAUCUCCAGCGGCAUCCUCCAUUUCAUAUGCACUAAAAAUACAUAAACAAAGAUACAUAAACAAACAUAUGUUUGAUUACAGUCAUGCCUGUCGAGUGGGUUUGUCAUCUAGCAUCUUGCUCAUUAAGGCAAGUAGGUACUACAAAUGUUUAUGUUUUAGAGUCACUCCUACGUCAGGAAGAAAAUUUGAGGAUCUAACAUUAAAAUCAUGAUCAAGCAUAAAUAGUUGCGAUUUUGCGUUGCUAAACUUGUAAAAUGUACCAAAUUCAUAAGCAAGAUUAAAAUCAUGCUAAAAAUCUCCCUUUAUCUUUUAACCAGAGCACAUUUUAUAAG